CAUGGGGGUGUGAACCAGCUAGGCGGGGUGUUUGUGAAUGGCAGACCCCUACCUGAUGUAGUGAGGCAGAGAAUUGUCGAGUUGGCGCACCAAGGUGUCAGGCCAUGUGACAUCUCCCGCCAACUACGGGUCAGUCACGGCUGCGUUAGCAAAAUUCUCGGCAGGUAAGGGAAACAGAAUUGCACAAUUAAAUUGGUGUCACACAUAAAUAUCUUGAAAUAUGUGUGCACAGCACUUAUUUUAGCCAGAGUCAUCGGCAAUGGGGCCAUUUGCUUGAAUUUGCUUGAAUCUGUGUCGACGAUUUGGAAUCAAUCACCCCCAAUGGCUUUGAUGAAUACCUUAAUUUAUAAAAUGGGCCUCAGACAAGGCAAUAGUUAUAUCAGUGGUACUGGCCUAGAUCUGGAGAGCGUUUGGGUUCUCAUAUUCUGGAAUCAAACUCAUGUUUUCACUUUGAAAACCAAAAUUUAGAGAGAUAAAUCUUGAACAUUUUUAUUGAGGUAUUUAAUGCCUUGCACUUGGAAUGUUGGUCUCCAAAAACAUAACAAUUUUGAAUACUGGUGGCAUUUCUGUUCCGUGCAUGCGACUUCAGUUCGUGCUUAAUAUGGGGUUAGUAAAUUAUAUUCAAACUACAUUUCUGGAUUUAACUGAUGUUAUGUUUAAAUUGAAUACACAUACAUUUAUUUCUUGUCUGAUCAUUUAAUAAAGUGGAUGAUGAAAGUAUGAUAACAUUAUUUGAUUUUGAAAUAGUUUAUUCGCCUUCCAUAUUAUAUCAUUUUUUUACAGGCUUCAGUUUUCUUUAUAUUUUAGUAUGCUGAAUCUCAAUCGUAGUCUACUCAGACUAUCCUUCAAGCACAGUUAAUGCUUUAAUAUCGUCUUUAAAACAGGAACAUUUUGUCCAAUACAUGAAACUCCAACUAAGAUAUUUCAGAUAAAAGUCCUUCAGCAAUACUCAGCUUUAGUAUUUUUCCUUAUCAUUCAAGCCAAUUCAUAUGUUGUCCCUACAGGUACUACGAAACCGGCAGUAUUAAACCCGGAGUUAUUGGGGGCUCCAAACCAAAGGUGGCGACUCCUAAAGUAGUGGAUAAAAUCACAGAUUACAAGCGUCAGAACCCCACCAUGUUCGCUUGGGAGAUUAGAGACCGACUUCUGUCGGAGGCCGUCUGCGACAACGACACCGUUCCCAGUGUGUCAUCCAUCAACAGGUAUGCGAAAACUUCACUAUAUUCCCACUAUUUUAUAGGCCAA
Coregonus sp. 'balchen' is the source of this 1245-nucleotide messenger RNA. NCBI's taxonomy places the organism in Eukaryota, Metazoa, Chordata, Actinopteri, Salmoniformes, Salmonidae. The record is from the annotation of a GenBank genome assembly.